Messenger RNA from Nicotiana attenuata, 507 nucleotides. RefSeq lists its product as uncharacterized. The record is from RefSeq and is a predicted model, not a curated record. The transcript has a single exon. NCBI's taxonomy places the organism in Eukaryota, Viridiplantae, Streptophyta, Magnoliopsida, Solanales, Solanaceae. Bases 1 to 507 code for a protein of 168 amino acids.
AUGGGACAAUUACCAAAGGUAGAAUGGAAGAUGUUCAUGUAUGGAAAUGAAGCAAGGGCUAAAGCUAAGUUCACUAUGUGGCUAUACUUCUAUGACAGGAUGCUAACUAAUCACAGAUUGAGUAAAUGGGGGAUGCAGGUGGACAGGGAAUGCAGUCUAUGUCAAAAACAUGAUGAAAACAGAAAUCAUAUCUUCAUUGAAUGUGAGUAUACUAAGAAUGUUUGGACAAAGCUACUGAAAUGGAUGCAAAGGCAACAACUGUGGGCAACAUCCUGGGAUCAGCACUGGCAAUGGGCAGCUAAGAAUGCAAGAGGGAAAUCAAGUAAAGCAGGAAUAUUCAGAAUGGUAUAUACAGAAGCACUUCAUGAGAUAUGGAAUGAGAGAAACCUUAGGAUAUUUGAAAAGCAAAGCAAGAAGGCUGAAGACUUAGCUAGGAACAUAGCAUGCAUAUGUAAUGUUAGAGCAACAAAUCAAAAUAGGCAGCUUAUACAGAAUUUUCAGUUUUGA